AUGGCUCAGCUGCUGCCGCUGCUUCUGAUCCUGGCGUUCGGGGCGCCGCGCGCGGCCGCCCACCGCCCGCUGCUCACGGGCCCCGUCGGCGGCGCUGCGCACAGCACCUGGGAAGCUGCCCUGCAGGUGCCCUGGGUGACCAGCAGCUGGAGCGUCAAGAGGGUCGUGGAGUGUGACGCGCCUGUGUUGUGGCUCAAGUUCACGGCAGAGCGCGCCAACCAAGAUGUCCACUUGACAGCAGGCACCCCUGCCGUCCCUGGCCUUGCCGCCACGCGGCCCGCACUCGCGCUGUUCGGCCCGGGGCUGCCCCCCUACAACGCCUCCUCCCUCGGAUUCGCCGCGCCGCCGCCGAAGCCGGGGCAGGGCUUGAUCCGGGUGGGGUCGCCGGCGGACCAGAGCAACUGCAAGUUUCUUGAGAACACGGUGUCCAAACGGUCCUACAAGCCGGCCAACUUUUCGGGCGUCGGCGCUCGCUGUGGGUACUACGAGCCCUACAGUAAGGCGUACCUCUGGAUUACCGCGGACGCGAACGUCACCCUGCCCGUAAAGGGGGGCACCUACUACCUGGCCGCUUUCCUGGACGGCCGCAAGUCGACCGGCCGCUUCACCGUGGCGAUCGCCAAUUGGGCGGAGGAUGAGGACUUCAAAAGACCUUAUCAGGCGCCGAAGGGCAACAGGGAGUCCGUCAACUGGACCGACGCGGCGGCGACGCCGCCCGCGGCCUGCUGCGCGGGCGGGAAGGCGGCGGUCUUGCCGGCCAAGGCGGGGGCGGCGAAGGCGGCGUGGCAGGCGGCGGGGGACGUCCGGUACUGCCCGCCUUUCAACGCGUUCGGCUGCGGACCCCAGCCCAAGGAUCGAGCCCUGCAGGCGGCAAACGCAGAGGUCCCCGCCGUGUCGCCGGCAGCUGCCGCGAAGCUGCUCAAGGAGGGCUGGGCGUACCUGGAGAUGCGCCCGGCUCUCGCGCUUUAG
Molecule: messenger RNA, 969 nt
Organism: Monoraphidium neglectum
Lineage: Eukaryota; Viridiplantae; Chlorophyta; Chlorophyceae; Sphaeropleales; Selenastraceae
Exons: 9
Coding region: 1-969 (322 amino acids)
Source: RefSeq, a predicted model, not a curated record